UGUGUUGUUUGACGCGUGUCAACGUAUAAUCGUAAACACUUGUCACAUUAAAAAAAACCCUUGAAAAAAGAAAUAGAAAGUAGACCUGGUCAACGAAUUGUUAAUAAAUUGUUUUAGAUUUUAACAAUAAAUUUUCAAUUAAAUUAACUAAAAUGGCGCCACAACCAAAGGGCAAACAAGGUACGAAAGGGGCCAAACAAAUAGUGGAGGAAAACAAGGGCACAUUAAGUUUUUAUCGUAAUAUGGCUUUAGGAAGUGCAGUUGCAUCCCUUUUAGUAAAUUUUAUAUUCUUUGAAAUUGGAAAGGUGACUGUGAUUAUGAGCUUAUUGGCUUUGCUAACCUUGGGGGCUGCAUAUCAAUUUAUGGCAUUUAUGUCAAAACCAAAAUUCACCGAAACAGGGGCUUUAGUUGAUUCAGGCAACGAUUUGAAUAUGGAAGGUGGUAUUGCCGAAAAUGUUAAGGACUUGAUUAUUUUAACCUCGGGCACUAUGCUGUUGGUAUUAAUCUCCAAUUACUUUUGGUUUUUAUUGCUGUUGGCACCCAUUAGAGCUUUAUGGAUGCUUUGGGGUAGUAUUAUCAAACCAUGGUUGGAUCAAAAGAAUUCCCAAGAAGAACCCGAAGUAAAUGAGAAAAAGCAACGAAAAAUGGAACGUAAAAUGCGUCGUAUGAGAUGAAAACAUUUAAUUAGCUUUAUUUAAUGGUCUAGUUUAGAAAUUUAUUAACGCAUUGCUUAAGACGCCAUAUUUUGUUUGGUAAUGUUGGAGAAGGCUUUGUAUAACAUAUUCCUAUACCCCGGCGAAGUUACACUAUUUUUUCGAUUCAAAAAGAAAAAAUCGAAUUUGUAUGUAUGUUACCUAUAAAAUACAUUGUAAAUCGAAAAUGUUUUUUUUUCAAACUGAAUUACGGUGUAACCCCCUUUGUUUUAGUUAAGCUACCAUCUAAGUCACCAAGCAACAAAAAAUGUGACCAAGAUUUUUAGUUGUUUUAUUUUUUAUGUUGUACAAUUUAUAUUUUUCAGAGAUUUUAUUUUUUAAAAAAAUAUAAUAAAGAAUUUGUAUUUUAAACAAAAAUACAGAAAAAAUA
Messenger RNA from Calliphora vicina (urban bluebottle blowfly), 1083 nucleotides. RefSeq names its product transmembrane protein 208. The coding region runs from base 153 to 674 and encodes 173 amino acids. Gene Ontology annotation, cellular component: intracellular membrane-bounded organelle. The record is from RefSeq and is a predicted model, not a curated record. The transcript is spliced from 4 exons. Gene Ontology annotation, biological process: vacuolar protein processing. Lineage: Eukaryota; Metazoa; Arthropoda; Insecta; Diptera; Calliphoridae.